Messenger RNA from Symbiodinium sp. CCMP2592, 6579 nucleotides. Lineage: Eukaryota; Dinophyceae; Suessiales; Symbiodiniaceae. The record is from the annotation of a GenBank genome assembly.
AUGGGCGAUCCUGACCUGGCCCAGACCAUUGCUGAGGUUCAGGGGGCCCUUGAGCGGCUCCGCAUUUCCGUGCAGAAUCAGGCCCAUCCCCCUAGGGUUGGUGGUACUGGUCUCCCUAGUCCUCUGCGCCGCUCUGCCAUUAGAGCUGCUUUCCCGCCUGCCCUGCUCAUUGUCUUGAGCUCUGUGAACGCUUGGCUCCUGUUGGCAGCCUCACCGCUGCUGACCGUGCGCGGCGUGCUUGGGUUGCCGGGCUUUGGGCAAAGGAAGUGCUGGCUGGAACGGUGGCCACUCCGGAUCCGGCUCCUGUCAUUGGCCUGCGCCCUGCUGUGUACAUUGUGCUUCGCAGUGAGCGCCUCUCUGGCACCGCCCGCUUUUCCAGCUUCCGCUCUCUCCGAGCUGCCGUGGGGCCUUUGGAGAACACCGACACCAUCUGUCAAAGCUUUCCCUCCCUUGCUGAGGCCCGGGUUUAUUGCAUCGCUGCGGAGGUUGCCUUCCCGCCGGCACAAUGAACAAAGAAGCUUUGAGUUCGAUGGCCAGACUGCGGGGACGAUCUGCAUCAUCAACUGGCCCCCUCUUACCGAUGCCGAGGCCCGGACGAAGUACCUGGCCUCGCCUCUGCUUCACCGGCCUGGGGCCUUCCUUGUCGCUUUGCCUGCUGCGCUUCAGGAGGAUGUGGCCCUCCUAGCCUCGGGUUCGGGUUCUUCGGUUAUAGGCCCUUCGGGUUUAGUUUCCGUGCCUGCCGUGGAAGAAGCCGAGAGCGGGGAGGAUGUGCUGGCCGGUUUCGACGUGUCUGUGCUCCUCCUGGACCUGGAGGACCUUGCCUUACAGCAUAUGAGCCCGUUCGAUCCCCCAGACGCCCCACAUGUUAUGCCCAGCCCAGAGGCUCUCAUGAGGUCGGCCAUUGCUUGGGUUGGUGGCGACCACGGGCCGGGCUUGGCUUAUGUUACGGCACAGGAGGACUCAGAUGCUCCGGAGGAUCCAGGACCUGAGGGGAAGAGGGCUGCAAAAGCAAAGCCUCAAGUGCGUGUGGUUUCGGAGAGACAGGCUCAGGCUUCAGCGCCUCCUCCUGCUCAGCCAACCCCGGCUCAUCAGAAGGAUUUUCCUGCUGUCGGUCCGACCGACCCUUCCGGGCCGCAGCCCUUGGCUUCCUUAGCAGCUGCUUUGCCUGCCCCGGCCCGCCUGGGUGCCACUCCCAAGAUAGCCCCUGCUCCAGCAGCGCCGCCGCCGGCUGCGGCCCCAAAGUCAUCUGCCUUGCCUUCCUCCUCGGAUUCGUUGGCCACGGCGAUAGCUCAGCAGGGCCAAGCCUUAACGCUGCUCGUGUCCCACCUGGCCUCGCAAGGCGAUGCUCUGGACCUGUCGACGGCGACGGCCGGCUUGAGCUCCAAGGGGUCGGCAAAGAGGGAGCGUUUACAGCAAGAACUGGCGCAGCGGAGCAGCACGUUCUUUCUGCAGGUGUGCCAGAAUGGUCGCCUGAGUUUCGUGACCUACAUGGAGCGGUUUGGCGGCUACGGCCAGAGUCGCGACCUGGCGUUGGUCAUGCAUCAGCUCUCUUUCGUCUCGGACUGCUUCCUUCAGGACGACGUGCAUGGUGCUCGCGAGCAUUUGGCGUUGCCUUUGGCAUCUACGGAGCAGGCGGCACAGGACCGCAACUGGACCCUGGCCUACUUGCUGUGUUUGCUCGACGAUCCGGCUCCUCAGGUUUAUGCCUCCAGGGCCCAGGGAUCUGCAAGCCGACUCAGAGUUUUCACACCUCUCGUUUCCCCUGCCUGGGCUUCCACCGCCCUAAGCUACGUUCGAGAGAUAGAUGCCAUGGCUCAGCGAACCUGCAGACGAUGGCGCUCCCGCUCCCAAGCGCCGGCCUCGCUUCCCCCGCAAGCCGAAGCAGGAAGCCCAGCAACGACUGCUGCUAAUACUCUGCCUCCUGGCCUCGAGCCCACGCCUCUUGCACCACGAACCCCGGCGGAUGUGUCUUGCCCUUUGAACUUGCAUGUUUCCCCAUCGGGUCCCUGCCUGGACUCUCCCGACCCCUCUUCCGCCGCUUCGUCGGCUUCGGGCUCUGUCGGUGCUGGGCCCGGGCAGCCUUUGCAAGCCAAUGCCUUCUCUCCUUCUGCCGCCCUGUCCUUUAGACGGUGGGCAACUCUGCAUCUGAACUGGUGCGGCCAGCCGGCCCCAGAUUCGGUCUUUUUGCCUUUGCCGGUCCCCUGCCCGGGUGCUUUUAGGCCCCUCGGGCAUUCAGGCCAGCGUCGUAGACAGCGAGCAGCUUGCCAGGUUGCACUUCAUGCCGUUGUGGUUGCACUCAACUUUGUUUACAAUGACUGUGCUUACGUGCCGCUCCGGCUUCUUGCUCGGCCUCCCAACUCUGCCCAGGCCCGCUGCCUCCGCUACCUGAGGGGUAUCGUUCAGACCUUCGGUGACGUCAAGGAUGGGAUCUUCCCUUCCGAGACGGGCCGCCGCAUGAAUUCAUUGAUUGCUCGUCUCAGCGAGGUCUCUCAGAGGCUUACGCUUUUGGGUCCACUCGGUGAUCCUUAUUCUCAUGUGCCUGCCGGUCUCGAGGUCCCGACCUGCAACGACACUCCGGACCUUGAGCCCUACCGGUCACUGUGUGCAGAGCGCCUGCGGCUUUCAGGUCGUGCCAAUUGGGACCCUGCUGGCCUUUUCCCUCCCGACCUUGCCAUGGCUUACGCUCUGCCUUCUUCGUUGUUGUGCGGCCGCACUCCUCAGGAUGAGGAGUACCCUCGGGCUGAUCGUGAGUCCACUUCCGAGACCCUGAGCCUUGCGCUUAAGUGGUCCUCUUUGGACCUGCUGCACCUUGAGCCCUCCGAGGAGCUCCCACCUUACGAGUUCACCCGCAUUUUCAAUGCAUACAAGAGUGUUGCAGUCGAUCGCCAGAUCGGCGAUCGGAGAGGCCAAAAUGCUGCCGAAGCCCGGCUGCCCGGACCUUCUCGAUGGCUUCCGUCUGGCGAGAGCCUUUGCGCUUUGAGUGCCGAUGCCAAGAAGGAGGCCUUGCUUUUGUCCAUGUCUGACAGGCGGGAUUUUUAUCAUCAGAUUCUCUCGCCUUGGGCUCGGAAUGUGACGAACAGGCUGUAUCCCUCUUUUCCUCCUGAGCUCUUCCGCGGCACACGCGCCUACGACAGAUUGUCCGCCAGGUGUUCGGCUUCUUAUCUCCCGGCGGCUGGUCUCUCUGCUGCUGAGCCACCUCCUCUGCCUUCCUGGCCGCGGCUGGUUCAGCCUUGCUUCCGAGCGGUCCUGCAAGGAGACCACAUUGGAGUUGAGCUUGCUGUUGCCUGUCACGAGCGGUUGCUCAUUGGUGCCGGCCUCUUGUCUGAGAAAAAUCGGCUUUACGGUGCCAGCCCGGUUGGGCCUGGUCCUUUCUGGGACGCUUUGGUGAUUGAUGAUUACUUCUCGAUUGCUCGCGUGCCACGGGCCUCCCUUCGCGGCUCCGUUCCUUCUCCCUCCAGCCAGGCCCUCGAUGUUGCCUUAGAGUGCUAUGAGGAUGCAGGCCUCAUUGGUUCUCCCGAGAAGGACCUCAGGGACCAGCCCGAGGGAAAAGCUGCCGGUGCAGAAAUCAACUCCUCGCUCGAAGCGCUCAGCCGGGGCCACAUCACCGUCGCUGCGCCGGCAGCGAAACGGCUCGCCCUCUCCGACUUGACACUUGAGAUCAGCACCAUGCCGGCGACCACUGACUGCCUGCACGCAUGUGUCCUUGGGGCCUGGACCUCCAUUGCUAUGUUCAGGCGACCUCUGGUCGCAUGCUUCCAGCAUGCGUAUGGCUUGUGCCCGUCGAGCACUGUUGAUUCGGGUUGCCCCAAGGUUGUGCCUCUUCCGAGGAAGGUCGCUGCUGAGCUCCAGCUCGUGUCUGUGCUGGCACCCGUUGCGGUAUCUGACAUUUCGGUGCUCUUCCUUCCGCGCCUCUUCGCAACGGACUCCUCUGAGUCGAAAGGGGCUUUUGUCUCAGCUGCUGUCCCCAGGGACCUCUCUAAGUCGCUGUGGCUGUGCUCCGACAGGAAGGGCGCUUAUUCCCGUAUGACAACCAAGGCAGCCGCCGCCCUCCAGCGGCAUGACCCCACUCACGAGGAGAUUGGCGACUGUUUCUCCUCACCGGCCGGCCCUGCCUCUGAGCCUCCGGUCCUGCCAAGGCCGAUUGCCUACCGGUUCGACUUCCUCGAGCUCUUCAUUGGGCCUCCUGACCUCCGGGAUGAGCUGCUGCGUCUUGGCUUUUCUGCCGGGCCACACGUUGACUUUCGCCUUUCUUCUGACUGGGGCUUGCAGCGCUUGACUGUGCUUGAUUGGGUGCUGCACAUGAUUGACCAGGGUCACCUUCUCGGGGUAUACCUUGUGCCUCCCUGCUCCACCAGCCUCCCUUCUGCAAAGGGCUCCAAGCAGAGCAGGCUUAGCCGCUGGGGCAUCCCUGCUUGCCGGUACGAGUAUGAGGCUUUCGUCGCUUGCGUUGCCAUUUUUAGGCAUGCUUGCAGUCGGGGAAUUUGUGCGCUCCUUAAGCUCCCUUCGGUGUCGACCUUCCUGGGUUCCGCGGUUUUCCUUGCUGCUGCUGGGCGGCUUCGCGCUGACUCUUUCGAGCUGUCGUCCUGUGCUUUUGGUGACCACCGCCUGAGGAGCCUUUGGUGUCUUUGCACAGGCCUUGCUUUUGGGCCCCUCCACAAGGCAUGCACCUGUACUUCACGGCACCUGCGCCCUCGCUCUGGUUCCGCUACCAAGGGUUUCAAGCACUGUGCCGGGCUGAUUGUCUCCUACGGCCGGGCUUUCGCUCUUUCACUCAGGAGCCUUCUGUUUGCCGCGGCCUCUUCUGAUUUGCCCGUGCUUGGCCUUGAACGCCAGUGUGUUAAUGACCUAGCCGUCGCUUUGCCUUGGCAGGUCGACUCUGUCUGGUCCUGGGUUCGUCCGGUGCACAUCAAUAUCCUUGAGGCCUCUGUGCUCUGCCGGCUCUACAAGGAGAUUGCUCUGACCCAGGGUCACUGCCGUUUUGUCGCACUUUGCGACUCUUUCGUUGCCCUUUCCUCUCUGGGCAAAGGCCGCUCUUCCUCGAAUGGUCUCAGGCAUUCUGCUCGGCGCUCCUCUAUGAUCUGCCUCGCUGCGGGGCUCUACCCUGGCAGCAUGUACACGCCGACACGUCUGAUGCCAGCUGACCACCCUACGAGAGACCAUCCUAUCCCGCCUCCUGUCCCUGGACUUGGGCUGGACUUUUGGACUUAUGAUGCCAUCAAGCAAGACUCCCUGCGUCCUCGGCUCCGACGCUGGGCCUCGUCUUGGGUUCGACUUGCCCUCCUGCUCCGCCCUGGCCUUUCCUUGCACUCGCGGGACGCCGUAGGCUGUGCUGAUGCCCACAUUGACUUCCGGGCUUUCGUGCGGACCAGGGGCUUCGAUAGCACUAAGGGUUUUCCUGGUGAGUGGCCUCUCUCCGGGGUUUAUUCUAAGGGUUCCCUUUUGCUCUCCCUCCUGGCUCUGUCAAGUCUCCUUCUUGGCUUCUUUGUCCUAGGGCAGGCUGCCGCCAUGGAUCCGCGACGCUCUGCUAAACUGGACGCUGCGAGAGCGCUUUCGCGCGCUGGUACGGACCUGCGGCCGGGCCGGCCUGUGCAACGUACCACCCAGGACCGCAGGGACAAGCUCAAGGAGCUUUUUGUUGUCUGGCUGGGCACGCUUGGCAUCUCCUGGGAUUGGUUUACUCUGCGCUCCCGCACCGACCCUGACUUUGCCAACGAGGUCCUGGUUUGCUACGGCCAGCAUCUUUACAAGACUGGCAAAAGCUAUAGCAGCUAUUCCGAGGCACUGAACAUGUUCUCCUCGGCCUGCCCCUCUUUACGUCGGCUGCUCCAACCUGCGUGGGACCUUGCCUUUUCUUGGCAAAGAGAAGAGCCUCCGGUGCAUCAUACGGCGAUGCCCUGGCAAGUUGUUACGGCUCUAAUUUCUGUUGCCCUGAUAUACGGCUGGGUCGAUCUGGCAGGUGUUGUUUGCCUGUGCUGGGGCGGUCUUGCGAGAGUUGGCGAGGUUCUUGAAGCCACCCGCUCAGAAUUGGUAUUGCCAUCUGACGUUGGUACUUCGGAUUUCAAACAUAUUCUUCUUUCUAUCCGCGAGCCUAAGACGCGUUUUAAAGCUGCAAGGCAUCAGUCCCUUCGUGUUGACCAGCCGCAGAUGUUGCGAGUUAUUAUCAUUGCUUUCGGGGCCCUUGACCCUGCAGAAAAGCUCUGGCGAUAUUCUGGAUCAACUUUGCGGAACCGCUUUAAAAAGCUGCUGUUUGCCUUGAAGCUUCCCCCUGGCAUCGUGCCCGGGGUCCGCGACUUUGACCUCGGCUCCUUGCGAGCUGGGGGAGCCACCUGGCUCAUGGAGAUGACUGAAAACCCAGAUUAUGUUCGAAGGCGUGGGCGAUGGAUAACUCAGAAGGUCAUGGAGAUAUACAUUCAGGAGGUUGCGGCUCUUACUUUUCUCCCUCUCCUUCCUCCAGCCGUUAAGCAGCACAUAUUCUCUUGGGCAGGGGUUUUUGCUGCUGUUGUGGACAAGGCCGAACUUUGGCACGAGUUCUGCCUGCCUCCGGCUACCUGGAAGUUUUUGACGGCACACGGCGCAUGA